CUUUUAGAAUUUUUAUUAGAAAUUGAUGCUGCAUGUGACAGAUAUUACAACUUGUCAGAUAUAAUUAGGACUUUCUUACCUUUUUAUAUUGAAGCAUAUUCAUUUGGCACGUCUUCUAAGUAUUCUUAUAGGCCUACCACUUAUUUAUAGUGCAGCAUAUCAAAAUGUGUUGAUUUUGGUCAUUUUUUAUAAUGAGAUUUUGUCCAUGGUGAUGUGUUUUUCAUGGUCUUACCACUAUGAUCCACCAAAGCCUUUUCCGUUUUACUCGUAUUUAAAUGUGAUUGUUAUUUCAUAUUGUAUGUAUAAAAUUAGUGCCAGGCUGCAUGGUGUGACUCUUUGUUAUGAAAUAGUUCCAUACAAUACAAUAUAUCCACAACACUGCAGAAUUUCAACGUCCACAAAUGUAGCUGUCACAGAAACCAGGUAUUUUCAUUAAGUACAUUACUGUCCCAGAUAUUUGAUUUGAAGGAAAUAAAAUAAAAGCAUUAAAAAAAAAAAGAUUUCAUUUAAAUGAUAAUGAAUGCCACUGAACAUUUAACAUACUGCAUACUGAACACAAAAUGGCAACGUUGGGAUUAAGAAGAUUAAGAAGACUGUUUAUAGUCACGCCAAACCAGUCCAUUUAUAUUAUAAUAUUGACAUAACAGGUUCAACCAGCUGAUCUUGAAUCAUCGGAGAGCAACAAGGGGAGAAACAGAAAGAGAUGAAGUGAGAAUACUUGAAUCUGAUCUGCUGCGUGUAAAUCACAGGUAGGGAGCAUUUAUCUGUUGUGCUGUUUAGGUGAGCAAAAGUUAUUAUUUAAUAUUUCAAUAUUUAUGCCAAAUUAAUGAUACUCUCAUUGAAUGUCUGUUAUUUAACCUCACAGAUUUGUCUUGAUUUUGUUUAAAGAAAGAAGAGGCAUUAGUUUUAUUUUCAAGUAGAGGUGGACAAAGUACACAAAUCCAUUAUUUGAGGCAGAGUACAGAUACUCCUGGUCAAAUAUUAGCUACUGCAAUACAAGUGAAAGUUGUUCAGUUACAUUUUUCUUGUGUUACAGUACUGGAGUAGGCUACUUGCUUUUAAAAAUACUAAUGUAUUCGUUUUUUUUAUGUCAACAUAUUGUUGUAUUGUUCCACAGUGCAUUUACAGAAACUAAUAACAAUGGAAAAACCCACUAUAUGCUGAUUUAUGCUGAACCGACCUAUUCAACUGGCGGCCCGCGGGCCAACUCUGGCCCGUCAAUCAAGUCUGACCCACUGAUCAAAUGUUUAAUUACAAAUACAUUUUUAUCCGAUAAAUUCUCUAUACCACAUAGAGGCACUAAUAACGGAGUAGCAUUCUUGGUAAACAGUGUCACCAGUCCUGCGCAGUAACAGCAGUGUCUGUUGGCAAAAAUUAAACCAGGUAUUAAACGGCCGUUAGUAGGCUAUCUAUAAGGUACAACGUCUCACUCUCGGGGUCUGUAUGCAAGGGGCGGGGGCAGCUCUGUGUCACGCUGGCGCACCUUGCAGCACUCACACACAAACACAGAGAUGCUGCUCUUAGUGACAAUCGCGGAAAAAUCUGAAAUGGCAAGAGCAUCUUGAACUUUUUCAUUCUCAUGGCUCUUCUGUUGUCUGCCUCUUUUUGUCACUCAAAAAAAAGAUGUGAUGUAGCUUUGUAAAAGAUGUCAAAAUUAACCAAAUUACAUCUAAGACAGCUGAAAUGAUGUGUUGUAGAAAAAUGCAGCAAGCACAACAUGACUGACAGCAUAGGAGUUGGCUGUCAUUGUAUUUUCUCCUGUAACGAAUUCCUUCAUUCAUUUCGCUAACUAAAAGCUUUGCUUCAAAGUAAGGAGUACUUCAUAGAAAUGUAGUGGAGUCAAAGGCACAAUAUUUGUCUUUUGAGUGUAGUGGAGUAAUAGUCAUUAGUUUCCAAAAAAAAUAACACUUAACUUAUUCUGAAAAAAUAUACAUAAGUACAGUACUCAAGUAAAAGUACUUCAUUACUGUCAACCCCUGACUAUACAACAAUAAAUUCUGUUCUGUUAUUACAUACCCUCACCAAGCACUUUAUUAGGAACACUUGUACACUUACUAAUUCAUGCAAUUGUCCAAUCUGCCACUAAAGUGACAGCAGUACAAUGCAUAAGAUCAUGCAGAUACAGGCCAGGAACUUCAGUUAAUGUUUAUAUUUCACAUGAUUAUUGGCUCCAGAUGGGCUGGUUUAAGUAUUCCUGUCACUGAAUUCUGAAACUUGAGUUUAUGCAGAAUGGUGCAACAAAAAUAAAAAACAUCCAGUGAGCUGUAGUUCUGCAGAAGGAAACAUCUUGUUGAGGAGAGGUGUCAGAGGAGAAUGGCCAGACUGGUCCGAGCUGACAGAAAGGCUACAAUAACUCAGAUAACCACAGUUGAAGACAGUAAAAACAUAUCCUGGUGUGAUGAAUCCGGAUUUCUGCUGAGGCACGCAGAUGCUAGUGUUAGAAACUUGGCAUCAACAGCAUGAAGCAAUUGUCCCAACCUUGUCCCAAGAUGUGGGUGUUGUCUAGAGGUGUGGUUUUCUUGCCACCUUGAUGCAAAUCAGUCAUUGCUCGAAUUGUUUAAUCAACGUCAGUUAGUUCUUUGUAUUUCACUUCAUCAGAAUGCAACAGAUCAAGUUACAGGUGUGAUUAGAUCAACAAUGAAAGGACAGUUUCUGACAUCUUGUGGAAUGCUACAGCUCAACUGAGUAUUGUUGUCACAAACUUUUCCAUGAACAUUGUGGUUAAUUCAGUGUACUUUUUUAGCCUCCCCAGUCACCUCACCUGAAUCCAAUAGAACAAAUUUGGGAUAGAUCAGGAGAUUGGCAGUACGAAUGUACAGGUGACAAGUGAGUAGAAAUUAUAUCUCGUAGGACGGUUCCCAACAACUUGUAGAAUCUAUGAAGAGUUGAGGCUGUUUGAACAAAGGGAGGUCCUACUCAGUAUUAGUGUGGUAAGUCUAGGGAAAUAUAGGGAAACUUUCUAAAUGUUUUUUAUAAAGACAAAAACGUCAGCCUUAGAAUCCGGUUGAAUUUGUAUCAAUGUGUCUUGGGCUAGAAAACAGAGGUCCAGCAGUUUCAAAGUACCUUUUAAAUAUUAAGUUAAUAUAACUGUUGACAAAAACAGAAGGAUUCAAGAUAUUUAAUCUUUUUCCUUUUUUCACCUUCUCACAAACAUAACAAAUCCCUUCAAAUGUAUUAGCUACUACAUUUGCAGAAAUUACGUAUUAUGUUUGUAGUAGGCAACUGCUAUUAUGUUUGUGAGAAAUUUAUUACGUUUGUGGUUUAUUACGUUGGUGGGUGUUACAAUUACCUGUACAGAUAAAAGACUAUUAAUAGGAACAUUUCUAGUUAAUUCAUGGCAACAAUAUCUAUAGGGAAACAUGUGUUUUAUGGUGACUUUUACAUUUUACACACAGUUGUCAUAGGUGGCACCUGGCAGUUUUACAUCCUUAUACCUGAAAUAUAAACUAUGACAAGAAAAGUGAAUAAAUUAUUAUAACAAACAAAAACACAUUAUUAUAAUCAGUUCUGUUACUUUAUUGGUAUUUUAUUUUGGUAAAAGUUAAAGAGGGCCUACUUGUUUUAAAAUAGACUAGACAAAAGUACAGUUUUAGAAAGGAAUACACAUUUCAACUUUAGAAAGCUGAAAAGUAUAGUUUGCGUUGUGUUCAGCCCAAAACCUCGAUCAUUUUUUUUCUUUCCUUUUUUUUGAGCUCAUGUCUUUAAUAAUGGUAUCAUUUUUGAUUGACUUUAGAAGAGUAUCAUUACCUAGGAACAUCUGUAGUCGAACAUUAUUUACAUGACAACAGGAACUUUGCUUUAAGGACACCUUUGAAUUUUACACUUUGAAAUUGUAUUUCUGGCUAAAGAAUGGAUGUAUUCAUAUCUCUUCUCAUCUUGUUUCCAGGGGCAAUAAAAUGCGAAGCAACUAAUCUGCCCGGAUCCAGAAAGACAGGAACUUAUCUACACACUGUAAAACAUUACUCUAUGAAAAUCAGUGCAGUAAAGUACAGAAUGGAGCAAUAACUAGAAAAAUGUUUAGUUUAUUGUAAUGAUUCAGACAGGCCUUAAUAAUUUCAGACGCAUAAUGUUUCAAUGGCAGAAAACAGUAAAUCAGUGAGUAUUUGAAAGAAAUAUAAAGGUGAAGUGCAGGUGAACUACAUACAGAACUCACACAGUAAAAGCUUCCUAUAGUUAAUUUCCUCCUCUCAAAUAAUGAAGCUACUGAAAGGAGAUAGGUUUCUACUGUUGCUGAAGAUCACUCUUGGACUGGGAUCACUAUGGAUGCUUUCCCUACUCAGUCACCCAAAAACAAGCUGGGAUCCUACCUACUUUCUCAGCUACAGCUGGUUGGAGUAUACAGAUGCUGAUGUCGGCCCGGAGACAGUGUGCAACUGUUCAGCGAUCCUGCGUGGAGAGAGGCAGGCACUGGACCAAGCCAAAUUACUGACUCUCACUAAAGACUUCCGCAAGAGUGUUCACAUCCCUGAUGAGUAUUACAUUAAUGCAACCAAAGACUGUAGGGAAUUCAAGUUAAGCAGAAAAUACUUAACACUCCCGUUAAGCCAGGAGGAAGAGGACUUCGCUCUGGCUUACUCUAUAGUUGUUCAUCAUAAGGUGCAGAACUUUGAGCGACUGCUGCGAGCCAUCUAUGUACCUCAUAAUAUAUAUUGUAUCCAUGUGGACAAAAAAUCAGAUCCCUCAGUUUUCUCUACCAUCAUGGCAAUUACUUCCUGUUUCCCAAAUACCUUCAUGGUCAGCCAGCCUGUGAGCGUGGUCUAUGCUGCCUGGCCACGUGUCCAGGCUGACCUUAACUGUAUGGCUGACCUCUAUAAAGCCAGCACAAAAUGGAAAUACUUCAUCAACCUUUGUGGCCAGGAUUUCCCCCUGAAAACCAACUUGGAGAUGGUGAGGAUGUUGCGUUCCUUGAAGGGCGGGAACAGCUUAGAGUCAGAAAAAAUGCCUGAGGGAAAGAAGUCAAGAGUGACAAAUUCUUACAAGAUAGUUGAUGGAAACAUCCAGGGGGCAGGAAAAGCAAAGGAGCCACCUCCCUUCAACCUGCCCAUUCUGUCAGGAAAUGCCUACAUUGUGGUUAGCCGAGGCUACGUGCGCAGUGUGUUGGAAGACAGCCGAAUACAGACACUGAUUGAGUGGGCCAAAGACACCUACAGUCCUGAUGAAUUUCUCUGGGCAACCAUUCAGCGAAUCCCUGGUGUUCCUGGCUCAGCGAGGCCCCACCCCAAAUAUGACAUGUCAGACAUGCAUGCCAUUGCACGACUGGUGAAGUGGCAUGGUCAUGAGGGGUCACUGGGUUCUGUGCACGCAGUGUACCCAGAGUGUCACGGCAACCAUGUCAGGUCAAUCUGUGUAUAUGGUGCUGGAGACCUAAAAUGGAUGCUUAAGCAGCAUCACCUCUUUGCCAACAAGUUUGACAUGGACACAGAGCCCAUCGCUAUCUACUGCUUGGAGAAGUAUCUGAGACAAAAGGCACUGGCUGAGUUGUACUAGGUGCAACUAGGUGCAACUCAGCCUUACCCAUCAGGGCACGGCUCUGUAGAGUGAACUUCUCAAAAGCCACAGUGUCCCCUCGCCCAAUGUUUGGAGAAUCCAUUGCUGUAGAAGAGCUUGGUGCUGUCAACUGGUAGGAGGUUCUCCAAGGUUAUUUUGAGUCGUGCAAAUUCUCCAGGGUCUCUACAAAAUCUGGUAUGGUUGGCUUUGGUCCCCGGUAGCUUCUAUUGAAACUUCUUCUUGCAGGAUCUUGUAAUGGUGACUCAGGGUGAGUGCUCACUCACAUCGGAUGCUUGCUCUGAUGUGCGCUUGACCAUGUCACCUUCGAAGGAGUCCCUUUCGCACACCUCUAUUACAGGCCCAUUGGCUGCAUCGCACAGUUUAAGAUCCUGCUCAUCCUUUUAUUAAUUUGGUCCAAAUUUGUUUACAAAAGGUUGACUUUUUUCUUUUUCUUUUUUUUUUUAUAGCUUUGGUGCUCUUUAAAAUCAUUUUGUUCAGUCAUGGAAUAACAGGUGAAAUCAGUGGGGUUUUAAUUGCUGAAAGUAUUUAAAUAUGGUUCAAUGAUUGCUUGAAUCAUGUAAGUGAUCAUCAUACACAGUGAAUACUGGGUUUGCAUUGGAAAACGAUUUGCAAAACACAAUUUGAUUUAAGAUGUCCAAAUAGAACAGCAGAUUACAAAGAGGGGAAUCAUCUUUGCCAAUCGUGCGAAUGUCUUUUCAUAUUGUUUCCCGGUUUUCAUGUUUUUUGAAAAUAAGUUGUAUUUCCAUUACCUAAAUAUGUGAAAAUAAAAAAUAUGACCUGAGAAAUAUAUUUUGAUCAAAUGAUUUAUUUGAUUAAAUUAUAACCAACACAUGAAUGAAAAUAUAAAGGAGAUCUUGAACUUUUAAGUCUACAUGCAGUAACCCUGGUCCCAAUGUAAACUAGAAUAAUUACUUGCAACAGCCAGGAAAACAUUUCACCCAUGAGAUCUUCCCUCAUGAAAUACUUUGAUAGGUUUGAAAAUGCAGCAAAUUGCAACUGCAAGUUACAGUGAGAUUUCUACUGCAGAAUAAGUGCUUUUGCAUAUCAUCAUAAUGGAUUAGAUAGUAUACAAUAUGAAAUAAACGCUUUAUAUAACUGGAAAUCUGUCAAUAUAAUUACAGUGAAUUACAGCUUGCAGGAUUUUGGUUCUUGCCAUAUAAAAACUGGACACAGCUGGGAGAGCAGUUAGUUCUCUAAGAUUUCACUACUCAGUUGCUGAUACUCUGGUUGCCAGCCUACUUCGAUCUCACUCAGUGUCUUGACUCAAACCGUGAAAUGUGAUCUCUGGAUCUACUAGAUUUAUUUGGCUAUUUGCGAAUUGGGGUGUUUGGGAUUAUUGAUUGUCAAUCAUUUGCAAUCACCUGCUAGAGAUAGCGGUUAGCUAGUUAGCUGUGUGUUUCACAUAACAUAAAACAGUACAUGUUCUAGCUUGGAGUCCUAAAAAACACUCAUAAAGUAGGCUACCCUAGUAACAAGUCUUGCAUCCCUAAUGCCCCCAAAUCAAAGCAGUAUAGAGCAGGGCCAGCUCACAGAUUAAUGGUAGAUGAUCAACUCACCU
Messenger RNA from Seriola aureovittata, 7066 nucleotides. RefSeq names its product beta-1,3-galactosyl-O-glycosyl-glycoprotein beta-1,6-N-acetylglucosaminyltransferase-like. NCBI's taxonomy places the organism in Eukaryota, Metazoa, Chordata, Actinopteri, Carangiformes, Carangidae. The coding region runs from base 4195 to 5487 and encodes 430 amino acids. Gene Ontology annotation, cellular component: membrane. The transcript has 4 exons. Gene Ontology annotation, molecular function: beta-1,3-galactosyl-O-glycosyl-glycoprotein beta-1,6-N-acetylglucosaminyltransferase activity. The record is from RefSeq and is a predicted model, not a curated record.